AUGGCGGCUCUGACUGUUCCCGCCAUACCUGCCCCCGGCAUGGGCACUGCGUUGGAUCACCUCACUUCCCAGCCGAUAAACUCCCGUCGCCCAGCAGCCCCGACGCUGCCCAGCUUUGAAUUACCGCCGCCGCCAUUUGGGUUGACGGGCACGGCGGCUCCCAAAUAUCAAACCCAGCACUCCAAUCAUCCGCCCCUAUCGCAUGCCCCGGCGAAUGUGAGCGUGGGGAACCUGUUGACGCCUCCCGCGACGAAUCAAUCGGGGGAAACGGGGACCAACUCUCACUCCUUGCCGCCCUCAUCGGGCGUUUCCUCGGAUAUGCCCCCGGCGUAUUGGCCUGGCACCACUCCGUACGGAGCCCCAGGAGCCGGGCCAGGUCAAUGGGUCUCGGGGCACAAUGCGGCUUAUUCUGGACGCAGCUCCUUCUCGCCAUCGGGUGUGACUCGUUCCGGCCCAGUGACUUCGCCUCCCACGACAGACGGACUGUCUCAGCCCUAUGAGGCGCCUCCAAUGGCGUCCUUCUCGCAAGCCCUACCCGCGCCCACCACUCUUGCCCCUGGACCGCAUUCCGUCACCAUGGGUCUCUAUCACUCCGGUCACACCGCAUCGACCGCAUCUCUGCCAUCGAAUGACCCCUACAACCAGAAAAUGCACUCCCUCUACGCCAAUCCCAGCCAUCAACCCGGAUUUUCUCCCAUCUACGCAGGGCCCAAUCCCCCUCGGGGGCCAUGGAGGCCUUGGCAUGCACCCCGGCCCUGGCCGUCGUAUUCUCUCCCCGCCAUGUCAGGUCCUAUCAUGACCAACGUCCACAGCCCGAACAGUCCCAUGUCGAUGAUGGGAGGAAUGCAAUCGGGGAUCCUGCCUGGUUUCAAUAGUGGACAUAUCGCCAACACCCAGCAUCUCUACGGUGCGCACCCCGCAGCGCACCAUCUUCCUGGUCCAACCGCCGACCGACCCUUCAAGUGUGAUCAAUGCCCCCAGAGCUUCAACCGUAACCAUGACCUGAAGCGUCAUAAGCGGAUUCAUCUGGCCGUGAAGCCUUUCCCUUGCGCCCAUUGUGAUAAGAGCUUCUCGCGCAAGGACGCAUUGAAGCGACACAUCCUGGUGAAAGGCUGCGGCAAAGAUGGUGAUUCGGACGCGGUUAGCAAUCAGACUGGCACGGAUGGCACUCUGAAAAACGACGGCCGAAGUGAAGACGGCAGCCCCGUGAUCAAUGGGCGUAACUAG
This is a messenger RNA of Penicillium daleae, 1227 nucleotides long. Its product is annotated as putative C2H2 finger domain protein. The coding region runs from base 1 to 1227 and encodes 408 amino acids. NCBI's taxonomy places the organism in Eukaryota, Fungi, Ascomycota, Eurotiomycetes, Eurotiales, Aspergillaceae. Gene Ontology annotation, molecular function: RNA polymerase II cis-regulatory region sequence-specific DNA binding; DNA-binding transcription factor activity. The record is from RefSeq and is a predicted model, not a curated record. The transcript has 3 exons. Gene Ontology annotation, biological process: regulation of transcription by RNA polymerase II.